Nematolebias whitei (Rio pearlfish) is the source of this 633-nucleotide messenger RNA. RefSeq names its product fibroblast growth factor 18a (gene fgf18a). Gene Ontology annotation, molecular function: type 2 fibroblast growth factor receptor binding; growth factor activity; type 1 fibroblast growth factor receptor binding. The transcript has 5 exons. NCBI's taxonomy places the organism in Eukaryota, Metazoa, Chordata, Actinopteri, Cyprinodontiformes, Rivulidae. The record is from RefSeq and is a predicted model, not a curated record. The coding region runs from base 1 to 633 and encodes 210 amino acids. Gene Ontology annotation, cellular component: cytoplasm. Gene Ontology annotation, biological process: cell differentiation; fibroblast growth factor receptor signaling pathway; positive regulation of cell population proliferation.
AUGUGGCCCCUUCUUUCCAUGUUGACCGUCUUAUGUAUCCAGAUGUUGCUGGUGAUGUGCAAUCCAUUGCAGCAGGUACUUGGUGUGGAUGGGGUCAACUUCAGUGUGCAUGUGGAGAACCAGACGCAGGUGCGAGACACCAUGAGUCGGAGGCAUCACCGUGUCUACCAACUUUACAGCCGCACCAGUGGAAAGCACGUCCAGGUGCUGGGACGCAGGAUCAGCGCCAGAGGAGAGGAUGGAGACAAAUAUGCCCAGCUUGUAGUGGAGGCAGACACCUUCGGUAGCCAGGUGAGAAUCCGAGGCAAAGAAACAAAUUUCUACUUGUGCAUGAAUCGCCGUGGCAAACUGGUAGGAAAGAAGGCCAGUAACCGAAGUGCUGACUGCGUGUUUGUGGAAAUGGUGCUGGAAAAUCACUACACAGCUCUGAUGUCAGCACGCUAUGGAGGCUGGUACGUUGGCUUCACAAAGCGAGGGCGUCCUCGCCGUGGUCCACACACACUCCCCAACCAGCAGGAUGUGCACUUCAUGAAACGUUUCCCACCUGGGGAACAGCCUGACCUCACCACGCCAUUCCGCUUCACCACCGUCAGCAAGCGGGUCAAGAGGGUGCGUGCUACUGGGACCCGCUAG